Daldinia caldariorum is the source of this 1652-nucleotide messenger RNA. RefSeq names its product putative allantoate permease. The transcript has 4 exons. Gene Ontology annotation, biological process: transmembrane transport. The coding region runs from base 1 to 1395 and encodes 464 amino acids. Gene Ontology annotation, molecular function: transmembrane transporter activity. The record is from RefSeq and is a predicted model, not a curated record. Gene Ontology annotation, cellular component: plasma membrane. Lineage: Eukaryota; Fungi; Ascomycota; Sordariomycetes; Xylariales; Hypoxylaceae.
AUGGGCAAUUUAGACCGCGACGUAACCGAGUCAACCUCGACGUUACCUGCCCCCGACACCCUGUCGGAGGCCGAGGAGUCGAAGUUGAUGCGCAAGAUCGACCUCCACGUGCUGCCCAUGCUCUUUUUAAUCUAUGUGGCAGCCUUUCUUGAUAGGGCGAACAUAUCGAAUGCCCUCACCAUGAGGUUACCAGAGGAGUUGGGAUUGACUGGCCAACAGCCUAACAUAGCGCUGGCCGUAUUCUUUGUUCCUUACAUUAUCUUCGAAAUACCUUCAAACAUCUUAAUGAAACGAUUUAGCCCUCAUGUAUGGCUAUCUAUUUGCAUCUUCGGUUUCGGUGUGGUGAUGCUGGGACAGGGCUUCAUUAAGAACUACAGCGGCCUGAUUGCAACGCGCUUCUUCCUUGGACUUUUCGAAGCUGGCAUCUUCCCGGGGAGUUUCUAUCUAAUAAGUUUCUGGUAUAAGCGACAGGAGUCGCAGAAGAGGUUCACCGUUUAUUUCUGCUCCGUCAUCCUAGCUUCUGCGUUCGGCGGUCUGCUCGCCUCCGCAAUUGCGGAAAUGGACGGGAUACGGGGCCUAAGUAACUGGAGGUGGAUUUUUAUAUUAGAAGGGAUUCUGACUAUUCUAGUGGCUAUCGCAGGGUAUUUCUUCGUCAGCGAUUUCCCUGGCGAAGCGAAGUGGCUAUCUGAGAGGGAGAAGCAAUUCGUUCUGGCAAAAACGCGUUCGCACGAGACCGCUGCGGAACAAAAAAUCACUGGGAAAGAUAUUAUCGAGUUUUUCAAGGAUCCGAAAAAUUACCUCGGUGCGAUAAUGUACUUCUGUGUCGUCGUCCCGGUUUAUGCAUUCGCCUAUUUUACACCCACAAUCGUCAAGACGCUCGGAUACUCGGUAGUUCAAACACAGCUGCAUUCGAUUCCACCCUUUGCAGCUGCGCUUGGAUUGUGUCUUGUUCUAACAUAUCUGUCAGAUCGAGCAGAUAGUCGUCUCCCAUUCAUCUUGUUCCCAAUCGCGAUUCUUAUCGCGGGACUUGCGAUUUUAAUGACGACGCACGCGAACUUCUCGGUGCAAUAUGCAGGAAUUUGCUUAGUCUGUAUGGGUGCCUUCAGUGCGGGACCCGUUGUUAUUUGUUGGUAUCUCAUGAACCUCCAGGGACAUAAGCAGAGAAGCAUUGGCUCCGCCUGGAUGAUCAGCUUUGGUAAUACGGGGGGGAUUCUAGCGCCUUUCUCAUUUCUACCAAAAGACGCACCGUACUAUCAUCCUGGCUACUCGGCGUGUAUGGCGGUCGCCGUGGUGGGGGUUGCCACAAAUAUCUGUUAUGCGCUCCUCAUACUGAGGGAGAGACGCAGGGUACAUCGUGAUGGCGGAGCCGAAAAGACGCAUGAUCUGUCAUUGUAGAUGGUACUUGACCGAAAUCUGCGGGUGAUAACACAUCGGCUUAAUCGCUAGAAAAAAGUUGGACUUGUUAGUACAUACUUAAAGGCUCGUACAGAUACAACCGCAUAUACAACCGCAAAUACGACGUAAGGGAGUGUAACACCGGCUUGUUGCUCCGCCUUGUCAAGUACAAUGAAUUUUUUUUUACUGGAUAUAAAACCUAUAAUAUCCGCCUGUCAGGGCUAAGGAGCUGGUACAUUGGAAUUUGUCCAUAUCGU